AUGAAAACGCUAACCCUAUUCUUGUGUUUAUGUACAAUUCUUCUAGCUCGACAAGUGGAGGAGAGAAGAGACUACCCAUCUAUUGAUUAAUAAAAAGAUAAAGUUAGUGAACUUGAGGAAGCUAUGGUAUUUGGAGAAACUGCAGCUGCUGCUGCAACAUAGUCAGGUUAAACCUAACCUACUACAAAUAAAACUCCAACGGCUGAAUAAACCAAGCCAGGCACAAAAUCUGAUUCAAGUGAAGGAAAAAAUGAACCUCCUAAACCUGAAUCAGGUAAAACAUAAGGCCAAACAGAUACAAAAGGAGAUUAAAAUAAAACCCCAUCCAAAGACAGUAAUCCAAAAUCUGAUUAAGGUUAAACUGAAUCCAAAGGUAAGUAAGACACAACCCAAGAUAAAAAGCCUAAAACUGAAGAAGGAGAAGAAGAAAGUGAUAAUGAUAGCGAAAAAGACAGCGAAAGUGAAAGUGAUAAAGAUAGCGAAAAAGAGAGUGAUAGCGAUAGCGAAAAGGAGAGUGAAAGUGAUAGUGAAAAGGAGAGUGAAAGUGAUAGCGAAAAGGAGAGUGAAAGUGAUAGCGAAAAGGAGAGUGAAAGUGAUAGCGAAAAGGAGAGUGAAAGUGAUAGCGAAAAGGAGAGUGAAAGCGAAAGCGAUAGUGAUAGCGAAAAAAACAGUGAUAGUGAAAGUGAUAGCGACAGUGAUAGCGACAGCGAUAGCGACAGUGAUAGCGACAGUGAUAGCGAUAGUGAUAGCGAUAGCGAUAGUGAUAGCGAUGGUGAAAGUGAUAGCGAAAGUAAUAAUGAAGGCGAAGAAGGUGAAGAAGGAGGAGAAGGAGGAGAAGAUGGUUAUGGAGAAUUAGCUGAAGAAGGUGAAGAAGGUGAAGAACCUGCUGAUUUCAAAUAAUGCUUAGAAUGGGAAUGCACUAGCUAGGUGAAUGCCUGUGCUAAAGAUUCUGGUUGCGUACCUGCUAUGUAAAAUUGUAAAUCUGUUGCAGAUGAUGAGGGUAUCUCAGGAUAUGUCUCUUGUUUAUCUGACAGUAAAACAGCAUUCAAUCUAUAUAGAUGCAUAAAUGAUGAAUGUAUUGAUUAUUUGGAAUGAAUUGGGAAAUGAUUUAUUAUUAAUAAAAUAAGUGAUUGGAAAACGUUAUUAAUAGUUAACCUAUUUUUCUAA
This is a messenger RNA of Paramecium tetraurelia, 1167 nucleotides long. RefSeq lists its product as uncharacterized. The record is from RefSeq and is a predicted model, not a curated record. The transcript is spliced from 4 exons. Lineage: Eukaryota; Ciliophora; Oligohymenophorea; Peniculida; Parameciidae.